Molecule: messenger RNA, 608 nt
Organism: Cherax quadricarinatus
Lineage: Eukaryota; Metazoa; Arthropoda; Malacostraca; Decapoda; Parastacidae
Source: RefSeq, a predicted model, not a curated record
UCCAGCAGCGCAGUAACCAUGUCAGCUCAUGUCUUGCGCGGAGUGGAUAGCAUUCUCGUGUAAGUGAGGUGGAUGUAGCCGCUGACUAUUAAUGUACAGUCUACUCUCCGUGACUUCAUACUGUACUCAACACUCGCUCCGACAGAAACCAUACAGGAGGAAGAGGAGUCAUUGCUAGUGUACCUCUGAGUGUCAAGAUGCCAUGGCCUUUCUGCAGCCUGUGUGGCCUUCUGAGAGUGUUUGUGGCAGCUGUGAUCUUCAGCAGUGUUGAGGGAAACCUGACGUAUUUGAGCUUUCAUGACAACGACAUCCCCAGUGGUACUACAACCUGGGCACACUGGGGAGAGCUCCACAAUGAUUCAUUCUUGUAUACCUUGGCCAACAAAAGAGCAACUCGAGGAAAUGCGGGAAACACCACCAAAGUGUCAUCACCAACUCUGCCUCUGAAGACGCUGCCAGAAUUAACUAGUUUUACCUUAUGUUACUUCAUCAUGUUUACUGGUAACACAACCAACAACAUCCCCUUCUGUUACUACCAUCCUCAAUAUACGGUUUUCACAAGUAAGUUGCAGUUAAACUUGUUUCAUUCUUCCCCUAUGGUAAAAUAA